Rotaria sordida is the source of this 450-nucleotide messenger RNA. The record is from the annotation of a GenBank genome assembly. Lineage: Eukaryota; Metazoa; Rotifera; Eurotatoria; Philodinida; Philodinidae.
AUGCCGAAACGAAAGUGUUGUGAACAUGCGACAAAACAUGCAAACUCUGCACGUGGACCAAAAGGAGUAGUGGCUGUGUCAUCACAGCUAUCGAUGUUUUUGGUUUCUCGAUAUGAUGCGGCUGUCGAUCAAAUUUUCUGGUUAUGUCCAAGAUGUCAUACAUUUGAAUGGAAGGAAAUGAUGACUCAUCAACCAAUGGAAUUCAACAACGACGAAAGUCCGAGUGAUGAUGAACACAUAGCAAAAGACUCUCCUCCCAAUGAUGACAAAAAUGAUGAUGAUGCUGCCAAUGUAGAGUUUAAUGAUCUGGAUGAUGAAGGAGAACAGAAUCCUCAAAUGGAUAGUGGUAUCAUAGCUCAGUCGGAAGACGAUGAUGAUGAUUCGCCAUGUAUGAAUGACGAAGCAACCGACCCUGAGUCGAUGGACGAAGAGAAAGACAAUGUUUCGUAG